AUGCUUAUAAUUAAGGAGCUAAACUUUAAUAAAAUUGUUAUUUUUGUUGAUCAAGUCGUUGAUAGUAAAGGAGAAACAAUUAUAAAUGUUGGAAACAAUACGGAAUUCAUGCUUAAUCAUUUGUAUGAAGAUACAGUUAUAAAUGGAAAUGCUAAAAAUAUUGAAAAAAUUGCAAAAGCCUUAAAUGCUCAAAUUAAUGAUGAUGAAAAUAUUUAUUAUUUAAAUGAAAAAUGUAGUGAUAUUAAAUCUGAAGGGGAAUCGACAAUUGGUUUAAAAUUUAAAAAUUCCAAUACAACAAUUAAUGUUUCUGGAAACGAUAUAGCAAACUAUGGUGUAAGUACUUAA
Molecule: messenger RNA, 345 nt
Organism: Meloidogyne enterolobii
Lineage: Eukaryota; Metazoa; Nematoda; Chromadorea; Rhabditida; Meloidogynidae
Source: the annotation of a GenBank genome assembly